Heterobilharzia americana is the source of this 1786-nucleotide messenger RNA. NCBI's taxonomy places the organism in Eukaryota, Metazoa, Platyhelminthes, Trematoda, Strigeidida, Schistosomatidae. The record is from the annotation of a GenBank genome assembly.
AGCUAUACCUUACAAUGUGUCUUGCCGAUCAAUAAUUUUACAGAGAAAAUCUACGUAUUCCUCUGGUUUUGGUUUGCUAUCCUGGGUCUACUGACAACACUGAACACAUUACAAUGGGCAAUGAACACAAUAUUGCCAGUACGCCGUGUACGUUAUAUUAAACAAUAUUUAAAAGCAUUACGCUUGAUAUCUAGUACUGAGGAACGUGAUUGUGCCCGAUUUGUAAAUAAUAAUCUAGGCGCUGAUGGCGUCUUCAUCCUUCAUGUUGUUUCAAAGAUAGCAAGCGACCUGAUCGCUUUGGAUGUGACAGCUACAUUAUGGAAAAAUUAUCGACAGGCUAAAAUUACGGGAACAGAAGAGGAUGUAAAUCGAUUACUUGAAACUGUUAAUCGUGGUUCAUCUGUUGUCUAACCUUGAUGUGGGCGUCGAUGAUGAUCACUAGCGGUGGGCUAAUUACAUACAACAACAAACCGUCAAACUAAAAAAAAUAUACACAUGCAAACAAAACUACAUGAAUCCCUAUGCAUUUAUUUACAAUCACUAGUUUUUCCAUCGACGUCCACAGCUCAAAAAACCAUCGAAUUUCAGUUACAUCUCCAGUAUGUCUGUCUUUCUGGAACUUAUUCCUAAUAUUAUUAUUCUCACUGAACUUAUACUACUAUCAACAUUAUGAGUAAUAUAUAUAUAUAUCCUUAUUGAUUAUUUUUUGUGCAGUUCAAAUGGUUGGUGAGUCAGCUAUACAGAGAUAUACUUAUUCAUUUGCAUAAAUAUUCAUAAUGUGGACCAAAUUAUUCCUUACUCCACACUUCCAGCAUAUAAAGAAUUUUAAAUUUUAUAGAUUAUAUUGAUUAUUUCUCAGACAUUCAAUUUUUGUUCUUUUCCUUUUGUCUUUUCCACUCUAUAAUUUUACACUUUCAUGUCAGAAAACCUCACUACAAUUUCACUAUUGAAGAGGGAGUAGUUUUAAUCGUCAGUACCUGUAAGAUGACUUUCAAAUCUAAUCGUUUAACAAAACAAAGUAUAAACGAUGAAUUGUAUGAGUCGACCACUUGUUGAAAGGACUAUGUGGAAAUGUUUUAUAAUCUUGUACACUUUUAUUUUCACACAAGGAUGAGAAAAAAGCAAGUUGAACAAAGAACAAAUGAAUGAUGAGAUGAAAAGAAGUACAUAAAUUGAUGUCUGUGUAAUCCUAUUCCGCUUUCUUUGUUCUCCGUUUGCUCAAAAUGAGUUGUGCGUUGAAUUUAUUGAUUUUUAAAUCCUUCCAUUUUUUUUUUCUCUCAUGUCGUUUGUUGAAUUAUUUGACUAAAUACUUCCUGUUCAUCAUGAUCAUAAUCUCUACAAUCAUAUUCUCUUUUAACCUGUUGUUAAAUUUCUAACUUCAGUGGGCCAUAAUUCUUAUUUACCUUUUAUCUUAUGAUGAAUGCUGAAUUUCAAAGUUUUUUAAGGCAUGAUUUCCGCACUACUUUAAAGCAUCACUUUAACAAUCAUAUGUAUGGGUAUGCAUACUUCUUUAUGUAUGCAUGAGAUCGUGUAGUCAAUCGAUGAUUUUCAUCUUUAUGAAUCCUUCAUGAAAUUGACUUAGUGUGCAUGAAAAAUGAUUUAUUGAUCAGUUCAAUGAGAAAAAACAACAGGUGAUAUAUUUCACUCUCCUUCUCUGAGUGUGCCAAAUUCUGUGGGACUGUGAAAAUGAAAUUCCCCUUAAAUAAUGAAAUAAUAAUUUCUGUGAGAAAUAUGGACACCACAAGCUAGUUAUCCUGAAUCUAAACCAAAAAACUGAUUUUCAAAC